AUUGAAACCAACCCUAAGCUCCUUUUUUCUCCGCUCUAAAGGUAGCCCCAAUUAUUGCUGACUUAAGCAUCGGAGUGUCUACCCCAAGAAUCAUCUCGGGGCUUUGCAAGUCAAUCCGGAGUGCAGACGCGAACUGAAGAAGGACAUCUGGUUUUGGUGCAAUUACAUUUGGUGCCGUCUGUGGGAAUCCGAACUGAAAGCUCUUUUGUUGCUUUCUCAUCAUGGUUAACACUCGAUCAGUCCGAGCUGGAAACUCAUCUCAGCCUCUUGGACGAGGCCAGGUCCCUAGCAACCUUCCACCUCACCUUCCACCUCCGAUCCCACAUAUGUUCCCUUCUGUUGAUCAUGUAGAAGGAGAAGAUGAAAAUCAACCACAUAACUCAGCCCACAACUCAGCUUCCACCGCCAACCAAGACGUAGUUGCAGCUCAGCUCGCUACCAUGCAACAACAGUUUGGUGUUUUUCAGUUAGUACUGGCUCAGCUCUUAGCCCGGAACAACCCUGGUGAUCCCCUCAUCAAUUUACUUAACCUUGCUCCACAACCCUUAGCUCGACAGCAAAACCCUGAACUAGUUCAGCAUGCUCCUGCUCUUAGUGAAUCUCAAGUGGUUGAACAGCGAGGUGCCCCACCUCCACACCACGCUGCUGACUCCAUACCCCACCCUCUGAACACCAACAUCACACUGGAACCCUAUCCCACUAGUUUCAGGAUACCACAACUUGAGACUUAUGAUGGGACGAAAGAUCCCGAUGAUCACCUACAUGCUUUCUACUCUUGCAUGCAAAAUCAUAAUGCCUCUGACACGUUGAUGUGUAAAAUCUUUCCCUCUACUCUCCGAGGUAAUGCUCAAACCUGGUAUUACAGUCUACCUCCGAGGUCCAUUAGCUCUUAUAUAGAACUGGCAUCUUCUUUUGCCAUAAAGUUUUCCAAUAGAAGGUUGAUCAAUAAAACUACUUCUGAGCUGAUAACCCAACUCCCUCUAAGAACCAAAACCCCGACUGGAGAGAUGAGAAUUCGAGCAAGAACAGAUGAGGAUAGCACAGAACCGAGGUCCGAUGUUGACCUCCACACCGAGAUUCGGAAGGUCGAACUCAGCACCCCCACAACAAUCUGCAGGCGUCCCGGUUCAAUGAGAACUGCUGCUGCUAGCCGAGACCAUACCAGAUAUUGUGAUUUUCAUCAAGAUCACGGUAAUACAACAGAGCAAUGCAACAGUCUGAGGUUUGAGUUGGAAAGCCUAACUCAGAAAGGAAUGUUGAAUGAGUACAUCCAGAGAGCCGAACAACCAAGAUUUGUCAGAGAACAGGGACAACAGCCUCAAGGAGUCCGUAAUCCACCGAACAGGCAAGGAGUGGGACACCAACAAGCCCCACCUCCUCUUCCACCACAAGCCAGAAUUAUACACAUGAUUACAGGAGGACUGGAAGCAGGGGGGAUGAGCUCCAAGCAAAGGAAGUUACCCACAUUAACAGAGAUCCGAGCUGUGGUCUCUCAAUCUCAUCUCUGCAUGAAAUUUCCUACCCCUAUGGGUACAGCAACACUCAGAGGCAAUCAGGAAGUAGCAAGACAUUAUUAUCUCACUUUGGUCACAAGGCCACAGAAAGAUAAAGACCAACCAGCAAAAAAUCCUCCCCAGGAAAUCCAUGACAAUCGACAAGUGAUGGGGGUUGAAAUCCUCGAUAACCGACCUGAAGAUGAAACCUUAGCUGCUCCGGGUGAAGAUGUUGAAGAGGUACAGAUUGAUGACAGAGAUCCGACCAACAAAACACAGAUGGGAACUCGGUUGAACCCUGAGAACAGAGCAGAGCUGAUAACCUUUCUUCGAGCUAACAAAGAUGCUUUUGCAUGGACCUCAGCAGAUAUGCCAGGAAUUCCCACUUCGGUCAUCAAAGAAGAAGUUGAAAAACUCUUACAAGCUGGCUUCGUUAGACGGGUCGAUUAUUGUGAAUGGGUCGCCAAUCCUGUGUUGGUGAAGAAAGCAAAUGGCAAAUGGCAGAUAUGCAUUGAUUACACUAACCUCAACCAGGCAUGCCCAAAAGACUGUUACCCAAUGCCAAACAUUGACAAGCUAGUUGAGGCAGCUUCUGGAAAUGAGAGAUUAAGUCUCUUGGAUGCAUACUCUGGCUACCACCAAGUACCAAUGGCUCUUGAGGAUGAAGAAAAAACAUCGUUCUAUGCCGGCGAUGAAAUCUAUUGCUAUGUGAUGAUGCCUUUCGGCCUGAAGAACGCAGUGGUGAAGAGUUUGAAAGCUAAAGAUCACUUAACCGACCUCGAGGAGACAUUCAACAAUCUCAGAAAGAACAGAAUGAGGUUAAAUCCAGCAAAGUGUAUCUUCGGUGUGGAGUUGGGAAAAUUUCUAGGCUUCAUGGUGUCAAGAAGGGGGAUUGAGGUUAACCCCGAGAAGAUUAAAGCAGUAGCCGAGAUGGAACCACCGAAGUCACCCCCUUUGCUGACAAAGGCCAAUGAUGGAGAAAUCCUUUACCUGUACCUCAGCAUAUCAGAUGAAGCCAUCAGUUCUGUAUUAGUGAGGGAAGAGGGGAAGCAACAGAAGCGAGUUUACUACACCAGCAGCAUGUUGCAUGGAGCUGAAAUCAGAUAUUCUAUUGCUGAGAAAGCAGCCUUAGUAGUUGUCACUUCGGCCAGGAAACUGAGACCGUAUUUCCAAUCACACCCAAUAAUAGUCCUCACGGAUCAGCCCCUCAGACACAUUUUGCAGAAGCCAAACAAGAUUGAUAAAUUGGGCAAAUGCACCUCCGCUCACUCUGGUUCCCAGUCCGAGGUGGACAGCUGGAUUCUAUAUGUUGAUGGAGCAUCAAGUAACAAAGGUUCUGGCGCUGGUGCAAUCCUACUUGGCCCAGAUGGGUACCAAAGCGAACACGCUCUGAAAUUUAAUUUUGAUGCCACCAACAAUAUGGUUAAGUAUGAGGCUCUGCUACUCAGCUUACAGCUAGCGACAAAACUAAAGGUUGCAGCGAUACAAAUAUAUAGUGAUUCACAGCUAGUAGUCACUCAGGUCAACUCAAUCUGUGAAGUGGUUGAUCCUGUUAUGAUGAACACAGAACCUAGCACACCGAGCUGGACAGAUCCAAUUGUCUCCUUUCUGGGAGACGAAACAGUGCCUACGGAUAAACAAGAAAAGAUGAGGUUGAGGAAGAAAGCAUCUCGGUAUACCCUUGUUAAUGACGUCCUCUAUAAGAGAUCUUUCUCACUCCUUCUACUCCGUUGCCUGAACCCUUAUGAGGCUGAAUACGCACUUCGGGAGGUGCAUGAAGGUGUCUGUGGAAAUCACAUUGGUGCUCGAACUUUGGCUCAUAAAGUCCUUAGACAAGGAUAUUACUGGCCCAACAUGUAUAAAGAUGCCACUCAGUUUGUACAGAGGUGUUCGUUUAUGAAGGGGGUAGGAGGUGUAACCCAUCUGAUUGUUGGUGUGGAUUAUUUUACGAAAUGGGUUGAAGCUCGGCCAUUAUCCAGUCUUACCUCCAAGAAGGUCGAAUACUUUGUUUUCAGCUCAAUCAUCUGCAGAUAUGGGAUCCCGAACCAGAUUGUGGCUGAUAAUGGAACUCAGUUCAACUGCUCCUCAUUCAGAGAUUUCUGCUCUAGUUAUGGGAUCAAAUUGCAGUUCACCUCGGUGUACCACCCGGAAUCUAAUGGGAUGGUAGAGUCUGUCAACAAGGUUAUACUCGAGGGGAUAAAACCAAGGUUGGAGCUGCACAAGGCCAGGUGGGCAGACGAGCUCAACAACGUCCUCUGGGCAUACAAAACCACAAGCCGAACUGCAACAGGUGAAACACCCUACCACCUGGCCUUUGGAACCGAAGCAGUCAUUCCUAUCGAGAUAAGAGUCCCAAGCUUCAGGGUCACCCAUUUCGAUGAAGGACGAAAUGUACAACUACUUCGGGAGAACCUUGAUUUGCUUGACGAAGUCAGAGAGGAAGCACGGCUUCGAACUCUUGUCUGCCUGAUUCUCCACUCCAGCACCUUGCGCCUUUUCUUCUUCUUCUUCCUCCACUACUACCAGCUCAGCAUCAAAGGCUGGAGGGAAGAUAGUGUGUCCAUCUGCGUCACGCUCCCACCUCAGCUUGAUCAGAGGUCGGAAGUCAGCAGAAAGACUUUCACCAUCCUCCUCUACCCCUUUUUCUUGCUUGCCGAAGGUGAUCGUCGUGACGUCCACUUCGGGAUACUCAGCCUUCACCUUCUUUCUACAGUCGGUGAAAGCCAAAAUUGCGGUCGGCAGCAGGUAGAGGUUGAUGAUGUUCUCAAAGGUGCUGGAGUUGAGGAAGUUGCCAAUGUGCUCCUCCAUUCUGUUGUAAACCAGCAGAUUCACAUUCUUCUUCAGCUCCGCCACUCCUUUCUUCAUGUUCUCAAUGUAUUUGUCCUAAGCCUUGAGCUUGUCUUCACAGAUCUUCCUCUUACGUUCUUCGAAGACAAGCCUCGUGCUCAAGCUCCUCCUUCUCUUUCUGCAGCUCCUCCUUCUCCUUCUACAGCUCCUCACAUUGCCUCUGCAAGCUGGCACGAUCUCUCACGCUCUUCGCAUACUCAUGUGCUAGAGCGUUAACCUAGCUUGCACUCUGUAAUGCAAGCAGAAGUUAGAACUCAA
Messenger RNA from Rubroshorea leprosula, 4598 nucleotides. The record is from the annotation of a GenBank genome assembly. NCBI's taxonomy places the organism in Eukaryota, Viridiplantae, Streptophyta, Magnoliopsida, Malvales, Dipterocarpaceae.